Molecule: messenger RNA, 2671 nt
Organism: Brassica rapa (field mustard)
Lineage: Eukaryota; Viridiplantae; Streptophyta; Magnoliopsida; Brassicales; Brassicaceae
Source: RefSeq, a predicted model, not a curated record
UAUUGACACUUAAACUCCUUCCUCGGUCCAUGAACCUCUUCUCAGACGCUUUGAUACCUUGAACUUCCCUUGAGGCAUUCAGGAGCUUUCUCACAGCUUGAUGUCUUCAUAACUUUCACUUUGUUCUUUGACUGAUGAUCAUGUUCAAUUGUUCACGAUGAAGUGAACAUAGCAACGUGCUUAGUAACAUCAUGGUAUAUUAAGUUCUUUGGGAGAGUUAUGUUCCUUGUGAAUCAUUGUAUACUUUCCACAUGAUCAAAUCAUAUAAUAAUGGAAUGCAGAAACGUAUACAUCGCAUGUUAUAAUUUAAAUAAAUUAACUAGAUUUUGAUCCACGCAGCUGCACUGUUAUUUUCAGUUUUAUAUGCAUAUAUAUAUAUUUAUUUUAGAUCAUUAGUGGUAUACACUUUUAAUUUUAAUUAUAUAUUUAAAAUUUUAUAUAACUGUUUAAAAUAUUGUAAAUAAUCAAUUAUUUAAAACUGUUACAUGUAUUUGUAGUUUUUUAUUAUAUGUCUUUGGUCUUUUAGACUAGGCUGUUAACUUUAAUGUUUAGUAAAAAAACUUUAUUCAACAGAUAUUUUAACACAGUUGAUGAUUGAUGAAACGUAUUUUUCAAUACAACCACUAGACUGUGCCAACGUAUUUGAACUUCGCUUCCCUAUAUAAACACAUCAAAGGGUUCAAGUUUAGGUUCCGAGAGAAGUGACAAGAGGUUCGUUUUCGCUCUUCAGAUAGAUAGAGAGAGACGAACACAAAAGCUGUUUCUUGCGUCCCAAGAAAACGAUCAUCUUCUCUUCCCUCUUUCUUCUUAAACCGAAACCUCUUUUCUUCAGUCGACGCCACUGAAGAUCCCUUUGAUCGAUACCAAUGGAGGACAACGGAAGUGGGUCCGAGACUGGAUCAGAAACAACGCUACCUCCUUCUUCUUCUUCUACCGAGAAAAGCGUUACCAACUAUAAGAAGAAGAAUACGAAGCCUUGUAAGAUAUGCGGAAGUAACGAGGAUGACGAUGAUGUAAGGAAGUGUUAUAAGCCGCACAUGUGGUGGCUAUGUGAAGUGUGCCGUACCUUACCUGGCGUAGUCGAAGUUAAGCCUGAAGAUUCUAAUGAGACAGUACUUCCUAAUGAUUCUGUUUCAUCAAGCAGUAGUCGUGUGGAUGCUCAGAACAGUGGUAAUGAAACCUCAGCGACUAAUCAACCUUCAGAAUCAGAGGCACAUACUACAAGUCCUGAAGCUUCUUCUGCAGCGUCCAUCAACACAUCUCCUGAGAAGAAACAAGCAGACUCCAACGCUCCCUCUGAUUCGGAAUCUUCAAAGUAAAUGAUUUUCUCAGAGCUUAGUGGUUGUUAGAGACAUCUGGAUUUUAGGGUUUCUUUUUUUAAAAAGGAUUGUUUCUUGGGUCGCAAGUGAUUUUACAUUAGACUUCUUUGAUGGUUAUUUCAUUUGCGUCAGUAUUCUUGAACAUUCUCCGUUUCUUCUUCUGUUAUCAGAGAGAUGUGCGAAGCUAGGCAUAUAGAUUCAGGGUUUAUCUCUUAAAACGUGAGUUUCUUGUGUCGCAAGUUAGAAUUUAGUAGAUAAGGUGAGAUUAGACUUCUUUGGUGGUCAUUUUCUUCAGUACUCUUGUACAUUCUCCUUUACCAGCAACUUUGUUACAAAAAUAGUAUAUGCUUCAACGACAGUUUUAUAGAUACAAUUUCAUGAGUAAAUGCCUAAUGACAAUAUCUCCCAAACGCUUAAGACUGAUUCUGAAAAAUGUGAAAUUUUAGAUAACUUAUAUUAAUUUAACACUGAUUAUGAAAAUGUGGAAUUUUCGAUAAUUUAUAUUAAUGGAUCACUCUGACAGUUUUUGAUAAAUUUAUAACUAGACAAGAUUAAUAUACGCAAUUCCGUCUUGUCAAUUGUGUCCAAUAUUGAAUUCUUGUUAAAUCUUCAAUACUGAUAUUUCAAGAACUAACUGAUAUGGUCUUGUUAAAUCUUCAAAAAAAAAUUUUGAAGAAAUACAGAAGAAACGAUUAGAACAGUGGUCUUGUGUAUAUCCAUUAUAUAGUGAUGCAAUUCUUUUUUCCUUGGAUAACAAAUUACUCUCAAAAAGUGAGUUUGCAUUUCUUGGAUCAUCAUUUUGAGCCACACAACUUAUAUUCUGUCUUUUUUUUUCUUGGAACAAAAAAUUUAUAUAAAAAUUACAUAAUGUAAAUUACAAUAUUGCUAGAAGUUAAAAUGCCAAAAUUACAAACAAAUAGGGGAAAAUGAGAUAUUGAUUAUUUAUUAAAUAUUGAUUAUUAAAAUUUAUAGCUAUUUAAAAUGAAAAUAAGAAAUGUUUCCAAUAAGUUAAAUAUUACAAAAAGUCUAAAAGAGAAUCUAAAUUAUUUCAAUACUUUUGCAUACUUUUACAUAAAAACAUAAGCAAAAUAUGGGCCUUUUUGAGCAAAAUAUAAGAAUAAAAUAUGGGAUAACAACUUAAGAAAUCAGAUGUGAAGACUUGAAAUAACGACUAGUUGACAAGGUGAAAUUAAAAUUAAAGAUAAGAACUCAAUUCUACUGUUUUUGGUUACAACAUUUUAGUAUCUAUGUCCAUGUUAAAAAUAUAUAGACUUCUUUUAUUUACUUCAAAAAGAUAUUAUAUUAUAUAUUAUCCAAAUUUGAGGUGAUUUGGAAAAUAAAAUCGUAACAAA